Messenger RNA from Paramuricea clavata, 2239 nucleotides. NCBI's taxonomy places the organism in Eukaryota, Metazoa, Cnidaria, Anthozoa, Malacalcyonacea, Plexauridae. The record is from the annotation of a GenBank genome assembly.
AUGUCAGAAACCUGUAAAUUUUCAGACGUUGAAUUUGAAAUCGAAGAACAAAUCAUUCUAGGCGGAAAUUCAUCGAAAAGACGAAAGCGAGCACUGCGUGAUCCUACAUUUGACUUAAAAUCAAUGCUUUUAGAAGGACGUCGUGACGAACAAAGCAAGUACCAAGCUCAACAAAUCGAACCUAAAGAACAAACUGACGGUGAGGCUAAUAAAUUAGAACAAAAACCUGAUAACGGUAAUAUUUCGAACAGUAGUAAUAUUAUUUGCAGAAAUUGUGGGCGUGCUUAUCCACACACAGGGGCAUGUCCAGCGAAAGGAAAAACCUGUAAUAAUUGUGGAAAACCGAAUCAUUUCGGUGCUGUUUGUCGAGGAAAACAAAAACAAACGCGAUCACCGAGAUACUCAAACAAAAAGCAUGAACAAAGAAAUUUAAAAACAUUAGAUACAGGAUCAAACUCGAGUUCCGAUAAAGACUAUUUAUAUACCAUGACAAAUACAAAGCACAAUGACAAGGUCAAUGUUACAGUAGGCGGUGCCAAAUUUCAAACAACAAUUGGCAGUGGCGCGACAAUAAAUGUGAUCGAUCGUGACACAUUUAACAAAAUGCAAGACAUAAAAUUAACUCGCACGAACACGAAAGCUUUCGCGUAUAAUACGAAAUCACCAGUUGAAUUUUGGAAAAAAUCGAAGCGGUAAUCGAAACACGAAAACGAAUAUCUGUAGCCACAUUCUAUGUCGCUAAAGCUGCGAACUGUGGAAACUUACUUUCUCUUGCUACUACACAAGAACUCGGACUUAUUAGUUUGCAUCUAGACAAACUGACAUCAAAGGAUGCCGCACUAGAAAAUAUCCUUCAAAAAUAUUCUAAAGUUUUUUCCAAUCUUGGAAAAUUGAAGGGAGAAAAGUCAAACUAGAUAUAGACAAAACUAAAAUUCCGAAAGCACAGCCACAAAGGCGCAUACCCUAUCACAUUCGAGAAAAAGUGAAAAACGCGAUAACUGAAUAAGAAAAUCAAGAUGUCAUUGAAAAAGUGCCCGAAAAUGAAGCUACUCCUUGGGUUUCACCCAUUGUAGCUGUUCCCAAAAAAGACGGACAGGUUCGCAUAUGUGUCGAUAUACGGCUCGCAAAUGAAGCUAUAAGACGAGUACGCCAUCUUAUACCAACCGUAAAUGAUAUUAGUUUUGCCCUGAAUGGAGCAAAAUUUUUCUCGAAACAUGAUUUGAGCCAAGCGUAUCAUCAGUUAGAACUGGACGAACAGUCUCGUUAUAUAACAACCUUUAGCACUCAUGUAGGUUUGUAUCGCUACAAAAGACUAAACUAUGGUACAAACGCUGCAGCGGAGAUAUUUCAGUACACACUCCAAACUGCACUGAAAGGGAUUAAAGGCGUCAAGAACAUAGCUGAUGAUAUCAUUGUAUUCGGCUCAACAAGAACUGAACAUGACGCUAAUCUUGACAAAUGUCUACAACGACUUGCAAUGAAGGGCUUACGACUAAACCGAAGCAAGUGUAAUUUUCUUAGUGCCACAUUUUCAUUUUUCAAACAAGUCUUUUCGAAAGAAGGCACUCAUCCUGAUCCUAGGAGAGUAGCUGAUCUAUUAAAUGCACCUCAGCCAAAUAAUGAACAUGAAGUCAGUAGCUUUCUUGGCAUGGUCAACUAUAGCAGUAAGUACAUUCGAGAUUUUACAACACUAACUGCUCCCCUUCGUGACCUGACGAAAAAGGAUGUUCGUUUUGAGUGGACUUAAACACACCAAACUGCUUUUGAAAAGCUGAAAAACACGCUUGCAAUUGCUCCAUGUAUGUCAUAUUUCGACAAAAACAAACAAACUUUUGUAACAGUUGAUGCUAGUCCUGUAGGAAUUUCUGGAAUUCUUUCUCAGAAACCAAGAAACGGUGACGUAGACAGUCAACAGAUAAUUGCAUAUGCCAGCCGAGCGCUGACUGAUACAGAAAAGAGAUACUCCCAGACGGAAAAAGAAGCGUUGGCGAUAGUAUGGGCAGUUGAACAUUUCCAUUUAUUUUUAUUUGGAAGUGAAUUUACACUAAUAACUGACCAUGAACCUUUAGAAAUUAUUUAUGGUCAACGUACAGCCAAAACAUCAGCGCGAAUUGAAAGAUGGGUGCUUCGCUUCCAACCAUAUACAUUUAAGAUAAUCUAUAAAUCAGGUGCCAGCAACCCUGCGGACUAUCUUUCCCGCCAUCCAACAAACGAAAGCAAACGAAAACAGGAGAAAUGA